AUGUCGCCGUGCGAAGCAUUUUCACUUUGUGUUUUUUCUCCCUUGUUUUGGAGACGCCGUGCGUCAUCCCUUUCCUCCUGCCUCAACAGCUUUCUUCCCGCUUGCAGAAGGCCUACUGCGUUGUUUCCUGCAUGGUCGACUUCACUGCAGGUUACGUGCCGUUACAUAAGUUUCCUCCCACCGAAGCCUCCCACGCACUGCGGCACUCCUUUGCCCCCCAAUGCUGCCGAGGACGAUGAUCCUGUGUUUCCCUUCGUGCUGCUGCACCACACGCUGCCGCUAACGAAGCUAGCCAAGCUGCUUCCUGAUGAUGUGCUGGAGCAGUUAGAAAAUGGACUAAAGAGUCACCUGGAAAAAUUUCCUUCACGUUACCGUAUCCUCCGUGGAAAGAACGAGCUUCUUCAUGUCCAGUGCAGGGUGAAUGCCGGCAAGAAAGACAAUGAGGGAGCAAAGCAAGGCAAGGAGGAAAUCACUAGUGACAAGGCUGCUGUAGGGUGGACUCAAAAGUCAUUGGGCAGGUUUUUCACUUUAGAGAGUCACAUGAGAUGCACUCAUGUGGAGCGCCCUUUGCAGCGUGUUGAAUGUAAUGUCUUGCAUGGAAUGGAAGAGGAACACAUUCAUAUGCUGGAGGAGUUCUUCCGUGAAAAUGUGCUUCCCGACAAACAGGCGGAACUAUGGGUACUCACUGAAGAAUACACGCUAGUCAAAUUGCCGUCAUCAUCAGCAGCAGAAGAGGCAGCAAAAACGAUUGGAUUGGAGAAAUCAGCAUCUGCCGACUCUGAGACAGCAGGGGUGAUGGAGGAAAAAGAGGUGCUUCAGGCGUUUCGUUGGGUCCAGGUUGCCGAUGAACGCAAACUAAAUGAGGUCAAGGACAUGCUACGCAGUGAGAGUCGUAGCGGUGUAUUGGGAAAAGUAGUGGAUGGGAAAACAGCUCCGCACUGUGAUGCUUCCCCCAUAACUAUUUUUACAAGGACUUCGUCUUUCGUUCGCUUCUGGGUCCCUACUGCGCCUUUCCCGGUAGGUGCCACGCCCCACCCGCGUUAUGUGGAGGAGUACAAUCUCUACCGCAUGUGCCGUGCGUUGUCUACAAAAACGUUUAUGCGGUUUCCAGAGUUGCAUGAUGUCGUGGGUGAGUGGCUGACGCAACCUUUAGCGUUUGUAUUAGCCAUUGCAGGGGAGGAGGGCAGGACGACUGAAACGCUGAACGCUGCGGGCGCAGGACGCUACCUAUUGGAAUUUGAGGGUGACUUCAACGACCCGGAUCGCAUAGUGGGGGUGCGUUUCUGGCUUGACGAAGAGCGUUACCUGCCGUCGCAAUAUCGCAGUAUGUCGCGCCCAGAGCUAGAGAAGGCGCUCUCUGAGAUGGGGACUACUUCAGGUAAAAGUCUGAGCAAACUCCCCAAUCAUAAGCGCGUGCGGGUUAUCGACACAGCACGUCUGUUGAGACGCUGUAUUGCACUGCACGAGUUGGGUGCUAGUCCUCUGUGCCACCCGGAUGUUCUGGCGUACUACCUCUUUGAUAUUCUUCCUUUGGAUGGCCAGCUGAUUCUUACCGGACACUCGCCGCAGCUGCUUCCGGAAAGUGUACGGCGCAUCACGGAUGCGCGUUCGCGCGCGUGGUUGAAAGAAUAUCCACAUCUCUUCCGAUUAGUGGAUAUUCCCCCAGAUGUGUACGUUCAACGUGUGGACGCCCCCGCUCCGGGCAACGAGGAGGCCUACAAGAAGGAUCGGUGUCAGGAGGCUGAUGAAGAAGACAAGGGCACUGCAACCAGUUCUUCUCAGAGAAAGUACGACCCUACCGAGCAACUUCUAAACGACCCUGAGGAGCAGCUUCAAUUAAUUAUUUCCAUCGUGGCGGCCCGGUUGGAUGUUCUCGGGACGCGGAACUUGCUCCCGUCUCACAUACCGAAAUUUAUCAGCACCAAAGUGCGGCGCAAAAUGUUCCCUCGGGGCUUUGGUGGCAUUACAGAAUACCUCAAGCGGCACCCAGAUGUGUUUAUUCUCAGGAGUGGGAUUCACCCGCAUGAGCCAGUGGUCACGCUCGCUUCCAAAUAUCACCCCAGCCCUCAUUUGCCGCUCACAAACGCUGCAGAUGUCAUAAAAGAAGGGAGUUAA
This is a messenger RNA of Trypanosoma rangeli, 2115 nucleotides long. RefSeq lists its product as uncharacterized. The transcript has a single exon. Lineage: Eukaryota; Euglenozoa; Kinetoplastea; Trypanosomatida; Trypanosomatidae. The record is from RefSeq and is a predicted model, not a curated record. The coding region runs from base 1 to 2115 and encodes 704 amino acids.